CGUAAACGAACCUGUCAAUAUCAGACACCAAGUAAUGGACCUUUUGUCCCCAAUGAUAACGCCGUAUCCACUGCAAGUCAUCAACCAAACUUAUUAAGUUCAUCCUGAUCCGGUUCCUUGGGACCUCCUCUUCCGCCUUGGCUCACCUUGUUUUAAUCGUAUUCAGCCUGUUCUUGACUUGUCUUUUCCCCAUUACCAUGUCUGUCCUGACUCAAAACACUGAAUCAGAUCAGUCUGUGCGGGUCUGACCGCGGAACUUACGUACGAAUCUGAAGCACAGCUCGGGCAGUGACAUAAAACUGGGCUGAAGUUCCCUUGCAGACGAUCUUUUCUAGCCCUGCAACUACAUAUCAGUCCACCCUCUCCCACCCAAUCCCCAGAUCCAUCUGUUUUUCAAUCAUCUUGCUUUUUACGAUGCGGCUACCGCGUGGGGCUAUCUUCGCUUGCCUUGCGGCUCUGCCUCUGGCUUUUGCUCAACAAGAGUCUUCUUCUGCUGCUGCUUCUGCUUUGUCUGCGUUACCGGAAUGUGCUGCAAACUGUUUCGUGUCGGCCGUUGAGCGAUCGACAUGUGAACUUACAGACCAGAAGUGCAUGUGCACUAAUGCCGCACUACAACAAGACAUCGAAGGCUGCGUCAUGCGCGCAUGUACAAUUCCACAGGCCCUUAGCACGAAAAAUGCUACUCUCACAGCAUGUGGCGCUCCAAUCAGAGACCACUCACCCCAAUUCAUAGUCCUCAAUGAAGUCAUGGCCAUCAUAACAGGAAUCUUCAUCAUCCAACGCUUCGGCACAAAGCUCUACUGGAAGCUCCCCCUCGGCCUUGACGAUCUCUUCAUCGCACUGACAAUGUGUGUCGCCAUUCCUUCCAUCGUCAUCAACUCUCGUGGUCUCGCUCCCAACGGCAUGGGUCGCGACAUCUGGACUGUUACACCUGAUCAGAUCACCCAGUUCGGAAUGUUCUUCUACACCAUGGCCAUCAUGUACUUCUCACUGCAAACGUUUCUGAAGCUGUCUAUGCUGUUCUUCUACCUGAGAAUCUUUCCGACGCAGAAUGUCAGGAGGUUACUUUGGGGGACUGUUGCGUUCACGGUUGUCUUUGGGCUGGUGUUUAUUUUCGUGGCCAUCUUCCAGUGUCGGCCUGUCAACUACUUCUGGCUGAAGUGGGAUGGACAACAUGAAGGCAAAUGUGCCGAUAUCAACGCGGUUACUUGGUCAAAUGCCGCUAUCAACAUCGCCCUCGACGUUUGGAUCAUUGGCAUUCCCUUAUCUCAACUCAAGUCACUAAACUUGGAUUGGCGAAAGAAGAUCGGUGUUGGCAUGAUGUUCAGCGUCGGUAUCUUUGUCACAAUCAUGAGUAUUCUUCGUCUUCACGCCACUGUUCAAGCCGGCGUCAAAACCUCCAACGCAACCUGGGAAUACCUCGCUGUAUCAAAAUGGUCCACCAUCGAAGGCAACGUCGGUAUCAUCUGCGCCUGCAUGCCGUCCCUCCGAAUUCUUCUCGUCCGCCUAUUCCCCAAGAUUCUUGGUACUUCCCAACGCUACUACAACUACGGCAGCAAGAGCAACAAGCAAACGCCUGGAAACACUCACAAUCGCAGUGUUCCUCUUGGAACAAAUGCUACUUCUCAAGCGGAUCGAUCACAAAGACGGGUCGACCCCGUGGGCAUUGAAUGUCAUAGGACAUAUGAGGUGGAAUAUGGAGACAAUGAUGAGACAUACUUGGUUCAUAUGAAGGAUAUGGAUCAUAAGAGUGCGAGGAAGUCAAAGUUGGGCGACCGCCAUUUUGAGGCAUCGAAGCCAUGGGAGCAGGAAAAAGUUGAAGUCACACCCUGGAGACCUAUCUUCAAUCACAUUCGCUACCAAACUCUCGGGGCUACAAGGAUCCAUCAUUAA
Fusarium oxysporum Fo47 is the source of this 1893-nucleotide messenger RNA. Its product is annotated as CFEM domain-containing protein. The record is from RefSeq and is a predicted model, not a curated record. Bases 415 to 1893 code for a protein of 492 amino acids. The transcript is spliced from 5 exons. Lineage: Eukaryota; Fungi; Ascomycota; Sordariomycetes; Hypocreales; Nectriaceae.